CACGCCCGCGCUACACGCCGGGACCGGAAGCGGCGGCCGCGUGGCGGAGGCAAGAUGGCGGCCCCCGGGAGGAGGAAGCUGGCGGAGCUGAGCGUGGACGAGUUCCUGGCUGCGGGCUCGGACUCGGAGCAUGACGGCGGCUGGGAGGAGGAGGAGGAGGAGGAGGAGGAAGGCGGCCGGGCCCUUAACGGCGCUGCGAGGCGGAGGCGGCCGAGCGGGAAGGCGGCCCAGGGGCUGCAGGCACGGCCGGGCAGCAGGAAGAAGGGAAAGGCAUCUGAGCACAAGGAUCAGCUCUCCAGGCUGAAGGACAGAGACCCCGAGUUUUAUAAGUUUCUGGAGGAGAACGAUCGCAAGCUGCUGGACUUUGAUGCCUCAGACAGCUCUGAGGAGGAGGAGGCUCUGCACAGACCCCCUGACACCCUCGAGGAAGCCAGUGAUGAGGAUGAAGAUGAUGAAGACGAAGAACAAGAAAAAGCCAAAAGGAAGAAAGUUUCCUUCAUCCACGUGAGCUUGAAGAUGGUGGAGGAGUGGAAGAAAGGUGCCCAGAGGAAUCUCACCCCAAAACUCUUCCAUGAGAUCACCCAAGCCUACAAGGCAGCUGUGGCCACCACCAGAGGUGACAGUGGUGGUGACCCCAGCAAGUUCCAGGUGACUGACACUGCAGUGUUCAACACCUUGGUGUCCUUCUGUAUCCGGGACCUGUUCCACCACCUGCACAAGCUGCUGCUCCCCAAAGCCCCCAAGAACAAGCUCAAAAUGGUUCUCCCUUCCACCAGCCCCCUCUGGGGAAAGCUACGACUGGACAUCAAAGUUUAUCUUGGCUGUACCAUACAACUGCUGUCGUGCCUGACAGAGGCCUCAGUGGGAGCAGCAGUCCUGCAGCACGUCAACUGCACAGUCCCAUAUUACCUGUCCUUCCCAAAGCAGUGCCGGGCCCUGCUCAAGCAAACCAUCACUCUGUGGAGCACAGGGGAGGAGACAGUCAGGGUCCUGGCCUUCCUGGUGCUGAACAAGAUCUGCAGGUACAAGAAGGAGGUUUACCUCAGCCCCCUGCUCAAGCAAAUGUACAUUGCCUUUGUGAAGAACUCCAGGUUCACCUCUCCCAACGUGCUGCCCAUGAUCAACUUCAUGCAGCGCACGCUGACCGAGAUGCUGGCCCUGGACAGCCCCACCUCCUACCAGCACAGCUUCAUCUACAUCCGCCAGCUGGCCAUCCACCUGCGCAGCGCCAUGACCCUCAGGAAGAAGGAGAACUUCCAGUCAGUCUAUAACUGGCAGUACAUCCACUGCCUGUACUUCUGGUGUCGAGUUCUCAGCACCAUCCACCCCAGUGAGGUCAUGGAGCCCCUCAUCUACCCCUUGACACAGGUCAUUAUUGGCUGUAUCAAGCUGGUGCCAACGUCUCGGUUCUACCCCCUGCGCAUGCACUGCAUCCGUGCCCUCACCCUGCUGUCCCAGAGCACCAGGACCUUCAUCCCCGUGCUGCCCUUCAUCCUGGAGGUUUUCCAACAAGUGGAUUUCAACAAGAAGCCAGGACGGAUGAGUUCCAAGCCCAUCAACUUCGCCGUGAUCCUGAAGCUCUCCAAUGCCAACCUGCAGGAAAAGGCCUUCAGGGAUGGGCUCAUUGACCAGCUCUAUGACCUGUUGCUGGAAUAUCUCCACGGCCAAGCCCACAGCAUUGGCUUCCCAGAGCUGGUUCUCCCCACUGUCAUCCAGCUGAAAUCCUUCCUGAAGGAGUGCAAGGUGGCCAACUACUGCAGGUCCAUGCGGCAGCUGCUGGAGAAGCUGCAGGAGAACUCAGCCCACAUCUGCAGCAGGAGGCAGCGAGCGGCCUUCGGCGUGGCCAGCACUGCAGCCGUGGAGCAGUGGGAGAAGCAGGUGAAGGAGGAGGGGACACCCCUGAGCAAGUAUUACACACAGUGGAAGAAGCUGAGGGAGAAGGAGAUCCAGCUGGAAAUCAGUGGCAAGGAAAGGCUUGAAGACUUGAACUUCCCAGAAAUCAAACGCAGGAAGCAGGAUGAGAGGAAGGAGGAGGAUAAGAAGGAAUUCAAGGAUCUCUUUGAGCUGGACAGUGAUUCUGAGGAGGAGAAUGGUGGAUUCUCUGUGAAAGGGAAAGGCAGAGCCAGGCAGGCCUCGGAUGACAGCUCAGAAGCCAGCAGCAAGGAGUUUGGGGAGGAGGACGAUGAUGAAGAAGGAAAUUACGAAGUGGAGGAGGACGAGGAGGAAGAACUGGAAGAGGACAGCGAGUCAGAGGCAGAGGAAGGAGCCCGGGAUUCCCAGGAUUCCCAGGAGAGGAGGAGCUGCCCCCGGGGUUUGUCCCGCUCGGACCUGGAGCAGCUGGCACAGGGUGGGGACGACGUGGUGCAGGACCUGGAGUUUUCUGAUGAGGACUGAGCACCUCCAGCCCCUCUGCAGCACCUGGAGCUGCUGCCAGGGCCAGGAACACAGGUGGGACCAGCCCCAGGUGCCACCCAGGACCCGCUCAGUGACACAACUUGGACUUUUCAACUCAGCUUGGGACUUCUCCAGCUUUUUCUACCAGUUCUGGUUUUGGUACCAAUAAAACCCGAGGCCAAAGUCAAGGCCAGUAAAAACUGCUCAGCAGAGGGAAUAAAAGCCCCUCAUUAAAAUCUGCUGCUUUCAAUAGCACAGGGUUCACUUCCAGCUCCUGCUGAGCAAGGGCAGGGCGAGGUUUUUGUCCAAGGUUCCUCCUCUCUGCCCCAGCAGCCACCCCAGAUUUAGCUCUGGGGCCCUCCCCAAACCCUUCAGAAGGCCUGAAGGACUGCAGAGACUCUGCCAGAGCUUUGUAGCUUCCCUGAAGCCUUGAUCAGUUUGAGCUGCUCUAAGUGUGCUGCAGAAGGAAACUUUAAAUUGAAGUUUCUUGGGUUGGGGACGUGCAGGCGUGAAUGAAUAUGGAAAGACAAAAUUGAUAAUGUAGGAAGCAGUGCCCAGGUGAGAACUGCACCACCUUAACUGUAAAGAAAAGAUUCUCACUUUGGAAAAGACUUUACUUACCUGUUCUUCCCAAAGAGAAAGGAAUUCCCUUUUUCUCCUGGCUCUAACUUAGCUGGGCAAGGUGCUGGCUGCCUCCUGCCAGCUGGGAGCCGAGCCUGGAGUGGAUUCCAGGCAGGAAUGUGGCAGCUCUGCUGCACCUGUGGGGAGGCACCUGGCCCAGGUGGGCACCCGGGAAAGGAAGGACAGAGACUGCUCGGGUAAAGCCAGGUACCAUUUGUAAAUUAAGUGUUUUUCUUUUUUAUUUAAAUUGAUUGCUGGAAAGCAUUUUUAUCGUGA
Molecule: messenger RNA, 3291 nt
Organism: Vidua macroura (Pin-tailed whydah)
Lineage: Eukaryota; Metazoa; Chordata; Aves; Passeriformes; Viduidae
Gene: NOC2L
Product: NOC2 like nucleolar associated transcriptional repressor
Exons: 19
Coding region: 55-2394 (779 amino acids)
Biological process (GO): ribosomal large subunit biogenesis; negative regulation of transcription by RNA polymerase II
Cellular component (GO): nucleolus; nucleoplasm; Noc1p-Noc2p complex
Molecular function (GO): transcription corepressor activity; histone binding
Source: RefSeq, a predicted model, not a curated record